UUCAGUAGACUUGGAAAAUUCCUACAAUUUCAAGAACAUUAAUGUCGCAUGAAAUCUCGCUUCGUCAAAAGGGAGAAAUAUCAGUAACAGUUCAAUGUCACAGCAAGAUGGAUACAGGAAAAUCUUCAAUGUUGAGAACAAAAAGGAAUACAAGGAAGUUAGCUUUCUGUCCGCUCUCCUCUUUCAGUGGAUGAACAGUGUUUUCAAGACAGGUAGUCAACGACCUUUAGAUCAGGAUGACUUUGUAACCUUGUCAGAGGAAAACUCCACCUAUUUUCUGACCAACAAACUUCAAGCAAGUUGGAACAAGGAGAGAAGCAAUUGCAAGAAAAAUGGGAAAAGACCUAAGCUUUGGAAAAGCGUGUUGAGGAUGUUUUCUGCCAACGAUCUCUUAAUUAUUGGGUUCACUCAUACUUUGUUUUCAGCCAAUCAGUUUCUUAGUCCAUUGCUUCUCGGAUAUCUUGUUUCCGAAUUGAUGUCAGUUGUAGCAAGGGAGAAUAUUCUUCUAUAUCUUUGUGCGUUGAGUUUGUGUUUGAUCGCCCUGGUUGGAACUUUAGGUUCACAUCAGAAAGAUUACAGGGCUGAACUUUAUAGUAUCCGAAUGGGUAGCGCACUCAGGGGUUUGAUCUACCGUAAGACGCUUUCCCUAAGCAAGAAUAAGCUGCUAAAUUUUACGACAGGGCAGGUGUUUGAUCUGAUAUCCAACGAUGUUAAGAGAAUGGAAGAAGAAACUAUCUUAUUUUUUUUGGCAAUCCCUUUCAUUGCUCUUGAAAAUGUAUUGGCAAUGAUUGUUCUUGGUUACUUGAUCGGCUGGCAAGCUAUCUUGGCAGUCAUCUUUCUUUGGCUAAUAGUGCCAUAUUUGGCCGGCUUAUCCUAUUGUAGUGCUGCAUUGCGUCUACGCACAGCGGCCGCCUCCGAUCGACGCAUUUCCCUUCUGAGUCAGGUGGUUGCUGGGAUUCGUUCCAUCAAAAUGCAUGCGUGGGAGGACGAAUACCGAGAAAGGAUAAGAGAUACUCGAAGGCGUGAAAUUAGUGCUAUCCAUAAGAGGAAUAUCCUCCAAUCAACUGUUGAUGGCUUGCUGUUCAGUGUAUCGGCGAUGGCAACCCUAGUACCAGUCCUCACUAUGAUGCUAACUGGUCACACCAUUACACCUGUGAAUGUUUUCGUGCUCCUUUCCUAUGUCAGUGUACUAAGGCGGAAUACCUGCAUUGGACUGGCUAAUUCUCUUAUUUUAGUAUACGAGGCUUAUGUUUCGCUAGGUAGAAUCGAAGACUUUCUUCUCUUAAAAGAGCUUGCCCGACACUCCACUGAAGUGAGCAAAGAGGACAGUUGCGACCCAGAGAGUAGUUCAGUUACACGACAGGAGAAAAUGAACCACGUUUCCAACACUGUCGAAUCAAAAGACUUGCUAAGGGCUUCGUCUUUACUUGUGUCAAAUUUAACAUACAAAGGAACUGAUCGGAAACAAGAAUUCAUUCUCCAGGACAUCACGUUUGUGACACCGUUAAAAAGUUUAACAGCUGUAACCGGGCCAGUGGGUAGUGGAAAAUCCACCCUUCUCGCGGCAAUCGCUGGAGAAAUCUCAGAAACGGGUGGAACGAUAACCAGCCAAGGGACGAUUAUUUAUUUGCCCCAAAAAGCAUGGGUCUUUUCUGGAACCAUAAGAGAAAACAUUUUGUUUGGCCAACCAUACGAAGAACCCAAGUACGCUCGAAUAGUCGAGGUCUGCGCUCUCAGAGAAGAUAUUCAGCGGUUUCCCGACGGUGACCAAACAGUUGUUGGAGAACGUGGUGAAGUUCUGAGUGGAGGACAGCAGGCGAGGGUGAGUUUAGCUCGUGCAGUCUACGCUGAUGGAGAUAUCUAUCUAUUGGAUGAUCCGCUUAGUGCUGUUGACUAUAAAGUUGGGCAACACAUCUUCGACAAAUGCAUCAAAGGCUUGUUAAGCAAUAAAACCUGUCUCUUAAUUUCUCAUCAAGAACAGUACAUGAAAGAUGCCGAUGAGGUGAUUGUGCUGUACAAAGGGCGUGUGCUGGAAAAGGGUCGUUUCACUGAACUGCAAGUAAAAGGUGUCAUAAGUUCAACUGUUGACCCGCUCUAUAAGAUUUCUCAGAAAAACAGUACUGAUUUGAACAAAAGCUUUGGCUUGUUGAAUGAGACACCAGAGGAUCCUGAUCAAUGUGUGAGACGACCACCUCACUCCAAUGAGGGCCAAAGUCUUGAGAUAGCGCAAGAAGAUCGUAUAAUUGGAACAGUUACAGCCAAGCUUUACUGGGACUACUUCAAAAGUGGAGUACAUCCUUUAGUGAUUAUCAUAAUGAUCUGCUUCUGUCUUAUUACUCAAGCCAUGAUAGUUGCUCCUGAUGUGUGGCUACUUUUUCUUACGAGGCUGAACCCAGAGGAUCAGGGAAACAAGACAAAUGUAGCUAUCUAUGGAAGUCUUGUUGGUGCAUGCUUUAUAUUCGCCAUCGCUCGAGCAUACGGAUUCCUUCUGGUGUCUCUAAGAUGUGCUAAGCGUCUACACGACAAAAUGGUUUUGGCUAUUUUACAAGCUCCAGUCCUUUUCUUUGAUUCCAAUCCCGCCGGAGUGAUUGUGAAUCGCUUUUCCAAUGAUAUAGGUUGUGCAGACGAGAUGUUGCCAAAGACGUUUUUGUUUGCAGUUGAAUUACUACUGAUGAUGUUUACUGCAGUACUGAUACCAGUUUCUACAAAUCCAUGGCUUCUCUUUGUUUUUGUUCCUCUGAUCGGGUUGGUCGUGUACAUUUGUAUGUACUACUUGAAGACUUCCAGGGAACUGAAACGGUUGGAGUCGAUAUCCCGCAGCCCAGUCUUCUCUCACUUUUCGGAGACCCUCAUAGGACUGGACACGAUUCGUACCAGGGGAAGACAGAACCAUUUCGUGGAUGCAUUUUGCAGAUAUCAAGAUGUUCAUAAUCAGUCGUAUAUCAUGGUAAUUUCCAGUGGCAGAUGGCUUGGGGUACGCCUGGAUAUCAUUGCUGCCGUUUCGAUUGGUGCAGUGGCUCUAGCCGCCGUUUUUGUGGCUCAAGAUGCGGCUUCUGCUGGACUAUCACUUUUUUACAUCAUUCAGUCUGUGAUCUUAGUUCAAUAUGGUGUCAGAAAAGUUUCAGAUGUAGAGAACUACAUGACGUCAGUUGAACGAGUUAUGACCUACACCAAGCUUGACUCUGAGCCUGGAUACAAACUAGAUCGAUUUCCCUCCAAACAAUGGCCAAAUAAAGGAGGUAUCACAUUCACAGAUGUGUCACUAACGUAUUACCCUGGGGGACCUCGAGUGCUGAGGGAGAUAAAUCUUGGAAUUAAGGGAGGAGCGAAAAUCGGUGUUGCUGGUCGCACGGGUGCGGGAAAGUCAUCCGUUGUGGCAGCACUUAUGCGAAUGCCUGAUGCCAAUGGUGAGAUAAAGAUCGAUGACAUUCCAAUAAAAGAGAUAAACCUCCAAGCAGCUAGGCGAUGCAUUUCCGUGCUUGGUCAAAAUCCUGUUCUUUUCAGUGGAUCAUUGAGAAGAAAUCUGGAUGUGUUGAAUCAAUAUCAAGAUGUUGACCUGUGGCGCGUUCUAGAAGACGUGCAGCUGAAAUGUUUGGUGGAAGGGCUCGAUGGACAGCUUGAGUACAAAUUGCUGGAACAUGGAGCUAAUAUCAGUGUGGGAGAGCGGCAAUUAAUUUGCUUGGCUCGUGUGUUGUUGCAGCGAAGCAGGAUCAUCAUAUUAGACGAACCUACAGCACAUGUGGAUCCAGAAACAGAACAAACCAUCUGGAAAGUAGUGCGUGAUAAACUGAAGGAUUCUACCGUGAUCACUAUAGCUCACCGUUUGAACACCAUCAGAGACUGUGAAAUGAUUUUGGUUUUAAAAGAUGGAGAAGUUGACGAAUUUGACAAAUUCGACUCAUUAGUGAACAAAAAGGGAAGCACCCUGGGCGAGAUGGCUCGAAUCACAAGGACUUAACAAACUUGCUUGUCUCCAUCCAUCGUCAGUUGGCGAGUUUAGCUCAGGUGCAGUAGGAUUUAACCAGGGCAAUCAACGAUAUUCCCAAUUCUUGUUCUGGGAUUGCACGAUUACAAUACAGCAGACAUUACUUGAGCCACGAAUAAAAGUCCUUUUCUUCUGCAGCAGACAUACUUAUCCAUCGGAUACCUAUUUCUUGGACAGUCUCUUACAGUCUAAAGUCAAACAUUUCAACUAAUCACCCUUUCAGUCUAAAAGAAACUAUUUGGCAACGUUUUAUUACCAUUUGCGCUAAAAAGCGAGUUUCAUUGCGACGAUGUCAUUUACCCACAACCCUGUUUAUCGUUAAGGGAAAAUUUAUGUGUUUUAGUUUUGGACAAAUUUUUAGCAUUUUACGGUCACGCAGUUCAAGUUUAUUUUUCCAGUUUCGAUCUAGUUCUCGUGUUUUGUUCACUCUUUGACUCGACCGUCUGAGCUGUAAAGAAUGAUGAAUGAAUUGGUCGUAUUCAGAUUAUUCUACCAUUGUGAAAAUUGCGGCCGAAAUAUUGAUUUGUUGUUAUUUAUCAUAGAAAUAUUACAGUUAGAGUUUUUCGUGGGUUUUGGGACAUAUUUAGUCUUAAAUUUUUCAUAUAUAAUCAUUUCCAUUUAUUCGAAGUCGUUCGGUUUCUUUCGUUUUAGCGUUUCGGAAAAUAUAGAAAAGCCCACAGUAGGAGUUUUGGAAAUAGAACUUGCAUUGUUACUUUGUUUUUAUUUUGCAGCUGCCUGUCGGUACUUUUCUUGUGCAAUUCUAGUGAAAUCUUAGGUAAAUAAAAGUGUUAAUGGUCUUUCUGGCAAAAUUAGUGCUCAUGGUAGUUGGCAGCUGAGUUUAUACUCUU
Molecule: messenger RNA, 4833 nt
Organism: Stylophora pistillata
Lineage: Eukaryota; Metazoa; Cnidaria; Anthozoa; Scleractinia; Pocilloporidae
Product: ATP-binding cassette sub-family C member 4
Biological process (GO): transmembrane transport
Cellular component (GO): membrane
Molecular function (GO): ATP hydrolysis activity; ABC-type transporter activity; ATP binding
Source: RefSeq, a predicted model, not a curated record